CCGACCAGACGAACUGCUCGCCUCGGGACCCGCGGGGCUCGUUGGAGAGGCGGUACCGAUCCAGUCUUGUGUCCAUAAUAGGAGAAGAAGUCAACAGUUAAACGGGUUCUCGCCUUGGCAACGACAACUGUCAUCAUACAGGAUCCACGGUGGACACGAUGGAGGACGACCUGAUGUUCAGCAUGGAGGAGGAGGGGAGCGCCACCCGGCCGCCGAUCGCACAGCGUCUGACGUCCCUCACCACAGACGAGGAAGAGGACGACGACGACUUCAUCUGCUCCAUCCUGGACGACCCCACCAGGGAGAUCUGCCAGUACAUGCAGAACAUGGUCAACAACCGCCAGCUCUCCGACUCCUUCCCCAAAAGUGGCUUCUCCUACAAGAGUGACGCAGACAAUGUGACGGAAGGUUCGUACAAGGUUUUGUCAGAGAGUGCACGGGAGACGUGGAAAAAUGCGGUGAAAAAAGCCAAAGCCAUGCCGGACCCCUGGGCGGAGUUUCACCUGGAGGACAAAGAGACAGAAGCGUGCUCACGCUACAGGUACAACGCCAUCACUGGGGAGUGGGCCCAAGACCAGGUCCACAUCAAGAUGGCUGCACAGCCGUUCGGGAAAGGCGCCAUGAGGGAGUGCUUCAGAACGAAGAAGCUGUCCAACUUCUCGCACAGCAGCAACUGGAAGUCGGCGUGCAACUACGUGGCCAAGCGCUACAUGGAGACGGUGGACAGGAGCGUCUACUUCGAGGACGUGCGGCUGCAGAUGGAGGCCAAACUCUGGGGGGAGGAGUUCAACCGCCACAGGCCUCCCAAGCAGGUGGACAUCAUGCAGAUGUGCGCCGUGGAGAUGACGGAGAGGCCUGGCAAGCCGCUCUUCCACCUGGAACAUUACAUCGAGGGCAAGUACAUCAAGUACAACUCCAACUCCGGCUUUGUGCGCGACGACAACAUCCGGCUGACGCCGCAGGCCUUCAGUCACUUCACAUUUGAGCGUUCGGGUCACCAGCUGAUCGUGGUUGACAUCCAGGGCGUAGGCGACCUUUACACCGACCCGCAGAUCCACACAGAAAAGGGGACUGACUUUGGCGAUGGAAAUCUGGGCGUUCGAGGCAUGGCGCUGUUCUUCCACUCCCACCUGUGCAACAAAAUCUGCAAGAGCAUGGGCCUGACGCCCUUUGACCUCUCCCCACCCGAGAAGCAGCAGCUGGACUGCACCAACAAACUGCUGAAAUCGGCUAAAACCGUGCUGAGGGGCUGCGAGGAACAGUGCGGCUCCCCCCGCGUCCGCACCAUGUCCGGGAGCCGGGGGCCGCCGCUGUUAACCCGCCUGUCCGAGACGUCGUCCGCGGACGAGAGCAUGAGCGACGCCGACUCCGUCCCCUGCUCGCCCUUGGUGGCGCACGGAUACAUGGGGCGCUCCCCCGCUGGUUUGUCUUUCACUGGCAUGUUCGAGCAGGAAAGAAUUGACAACACAGGCGAGCACAAGGACUCAGACAGCGGCGGGGACAGUGGCUACCCAAGCGAGAAGAGGAGUGAGGGCGACCCCAACGACCACGUGGACGGGGCUCGCCAACGCUACCAAAGACAUUAUUCCGAGUCGGACGAGGACAGUUUUAAACGGCUGACGGAGGAGAGGUGGAGCUUCUUCCACUCGUCUCGCGCCCACGUGCACAGAUCCUCCUGCGUGGCCACCGAGGUGGAGCGACUCAGCUCCCUGCUGCAGAAGCGCAUCGGCCAGUCUGUCCUGGGAAAGGUCCACCUGGCCAUGGUGCGCUACCACGAGGCUGGGCGUUUCUGCGAGAAGGACGAGCAGUGGGAUCAGGACUCGGCCAUGUUCCACCUGGAGCGAGCCGCCCAGUGCGGGGAGCUGGAGGCCAUCGUGGUCUUGGGUCAAUGCUGCCUGCAGCUGCCGCACCACAUCCUGCCAAACAUGGAGCUGGAGGACAACGCGGGAAACCGGAUGAAAGGAUUCAAGUAUCUGCUGCAGGCCGCGGAAGCCGGUGACCGAUCCUCAAUGAUCGUAGUGGCCCGAGCUUUUGAUACGGGGGUCAACCUGUCUGCAGACAGGAAGCAGGACUGGGAGGAGGCGAUCCGCUGGUACGACAGCGCAUUGAACAUGAGCGACCACGACGAAGGCGGCGAGUUCGACGGCAUGCAGGACGAGCCCCGUCACCUCCUGCUGGCCAGAGAGGCGGCCAUGUUCCAGGAGGGAGGCUUCAACCUCACGGCCAACCCGCAGAAAGCAGGCGACUUGUUUACAGAAGCAGCAGAGGCCGCCACGGAGGCCAUGAAGGGUCGCUUGGCCAACCAGUACUACAUGAAAGCCGAGGAGGCGUGGGCCAUGAUGGAGGAGUAAAUCUGCGUCCGGGUGCGCACUUUUAACACGAAGUGGAUUGACGUUUACAUAUUUUUAUAACACAUUUCUAAGCUCCUGGUGCUUUGCAUGUUUCAGUCCUCCAUCUUCAUCAAGUUACCUGUGCAGGAUUUUCUCUUCCAAGUACCCAAUUUACCGUAUUUUCCGGACCAUAGGGCGCACCGGAUUAAAAGGCGCACUGCCGGUGAGCGGGUCUAGUCAGGUCUAUUUUCAUACAAAAGGCGCACCGGCUUAUAAGGCGCAUUAAAGGCCUACUAAAAUGGAAUUUUCUCAUUUAAACGGGGAUAGCAGCUCCAUUCUAUGUGUCAUACUAGAUCAUUUUGCGAUAUUGCCAUAUUUUUGCUGAAAGGAUUUAGUAGAGAACAUCCACGAUAAAGUUUGCAACUUUUGGUCGCUAAUAAAAAAGCCUUGCCUGUAGCGGAAGUAGCAGACGAUGUGCGCGUGACGUCACGGGUUGUGGAGCUCCUCACAUCUGAACAUUGUUUAUCAAUCAUGGCCACCAGCAGCAAGUGCAAUUCGGACCGAGAAAGCGAGGAGUUCCCCAUUAAUUUGAGCGAGGAUGAAAGAUUUGUGGAUGAGGAAAGUUAGAGUGAAGCACUUAAAAAAAUUAAAUGAAAAGGCGACGGCUCCAGGCGACGGCAGUGUGAGCGAUUCAGAUGUUUUUAACACAUAUACUAGGAUAAUUCUGGAAAAUCCCUUAUCUGCUUAUUGUGUUAAUAGUGUUUUAGUGAGAUUAUAAAGUCAUACCUGAAAGUCGGAGGGCUGCGGUGAACGCCAGGUUCUCUGAGAGAAGCCAAUGCAGGAGCCAAAAUCACAGCUGCCUUUUUGACAGCUGCAGGAGGAGGUCGCAUAAUCCACUGAUGUCUCCGGUAAAAGCAGACUUCAUAUCACAAUUUUCCCAUCCAAAAACUUGCUGGUUGACGUAGAGAAACAUGUUCGCUUGACAACCCUGUGUUAAAGCUUCACAACAAACAAAGAAACACCGGCUGUGUUUCAGUGCUAAAGGCAGCUGCAAUCCACCGCUUUCCACCAACAGCAUUCAUCUUUGACGUCUCCAUUAUUAAUUGAACAAAUUGCAAAGGAUUCAGCAACACAGAUGUCCAGAAUACUGUGUAAUUAUGCGAUGAAAAGAGACGACUUUUAGGCCCAAGUGGUGCUGGGCUAAUAUGUCCGCUACAACCCGAGACGUCACAAACACUCGUCAUCAUUCCGCGACGUUUUCAACAAGAAACUCCGCGGGAAAUUUAAAAUUGCAAUUUAGUAAAGUAAAGCGGCCGUAUUGUCAUGUGUUGCAAUGUUAAUAUUUCAUCAUUGAUAUAUAAACUAUCAGACUGCGUGGUCGCUAGUAGUGGCUUUCAGUAGGACUGUAAAGGAGUCAUAUAAUUAUUUUUUUUCUAAAUGUAAAAGACUUCCUUGUGGUUUACAUCAGUGUUUUCCAACCACUGUGCCGCGGCACACUGGGAGAUGAUCUAAUUUCACCUAUUGGUUAAAAAUAUUUUUCGCAAACCAGUAAUUAUAGUCUGCAAAUGAUGCGUUGUUGUUGAGAGUCGGUGCUGUAUAGAGCUUGGCAGAGUAAGCGUGGAAUACUCUUCUGUAUCAGUAGCUAAUUGCUUUGUUGAUGUCAAAAAUAGCGGGAGGCAGUGUGCAGGUAAAAAAGGUGUCUAGUGCUUAAAGCAAAAAUAAACAAAAGGUGAGUGCCCCUAAGAAAAGGCUUUGAAGCUUUGGGAAGGCUAUGCAGAACAAAACUAUAACUGAAUUGACUACAAAUUAAAAACAGAAUGCUGGACGACAGCAAAGACUUACUGUGGAGCGAAGACGGCGUCUGCAUCCGAACAUGACGUGACAAUCAAAAAUGUCCCCACAAAGAAGGAAAAAACAACUGAAAUAUUCUUGAUUGCGACAACAAAGUAGACGCAGGAAGUAUCGCUCAAAGGAAGACAUGAAACUGCUUCAGGAAAAUACCAAAAAAAAAGAGAAAAAGCCACCAAAAUAGGAGUGCAAGACAAGAAUAAAAUACUACACACAGGAAAACGGCCAAAAAGUCCAAAUAAGACAACCAUUUACUGUCAACUGAGUUUCGUUUUUUAUUAUUUUCUUCUGGUGGUUUGCCUCCGCAUUUUUUCAACACAAAAAAUGUGCCUUGGCUGAAAACCAGUGGUCUACAUAACACGUAAUUGUGAUUCUUUGGUCCAAAUGUUGCAGAGAUGAUGUUUUACACAUCAUCUUCCAGUCGCUUUCUGACAAUCUCUUCAGGAUGCGCCGUUUUGUGGCCGCUCUUAUUUAUUUACGUGGCUCAGUUUCCACAGCGUCUUCUCCCCGUCAUCUUUGUUGUAGCGGUGUAGCGUGCAAGGACGGGAGUGGGAGAAGUGUCAAAAGAUGGAGCUAACGGUUUUAAUAGCAUUCAGACUUUACUUCAAUCAAUGACAGAGCAGCAUCUCCUCAUCCGUGGCUCACUAGUGCAACAACAACACCCGAAAUGUUUCCCGUGAAAAACAGUCCGACCGGAACUCUCUAAUAACUAAAGUUUCUUGGGUGAAUAAUGUAAAGUCACCACACCAGUUUGUUUUAGUGCUUUCAUGGCGAGUUUACUGACAGACAUAAGUAAGAACUUUACACUACUUUAUAUUAGAAAUGGCAAGAGCGGAGAAUGAAUGUCCCAUAACAAGAAGAAAGAGAAAAAGAAGAAGCUUAUCGACUACGUUGUCGCCACGAACUACAAUGGCGGAGGCGCGCAAAUUUUCAGGACUUAUGCAGAUCCCAAAUACACAUCAGCAGGCACCAGAAGGUAGGAAACGUUGCUUUUGCAUAAUAUUGCGAAACAAAACGCCAGAUAAUGUCUUACCUUAUACACACACCAUAAUAAUAUCAAUCAAUCAAUGUUUAUUUAUAUAGCCCUAAAUCACAAGUGUCUCAAAGGGCUGCACAAACCACAACAACUUCCUCGAUACAGAGCCCAAAUAAGGGCAAGGAAAAACUCACACCCAGUGGGACGUCGGUGAUAAUAAUAAUACUCCCAUGUUGAAGCAUAGUACAAUCCAUGCAGCUUUAUAGUUUACCAAAGUCGCACUAAAACAUUUUAAUAGAUUUUUCAGCGCCGUGUGUAAUGUUUCAUAUUUUCAAUGGAACAUACAUUAUUUUGGUUUUGUUUACUUGAGUCGUAUGGCAGUCUACAUGUAUUUCUUAUGUGUGACAGCCAUCAUAUUGCAGUCAACACAUAUCUCUUAUGUGUGACUGCCAUCUACUGGUCACAUUUAUCAUUACACCAUGUACCAAAUAAAAUAUAUAGUCCUGUAGUCUUAAAUAUAAAGUACAUACUAUUCGAACUAAAUUAAUGAUAAACAAUAUGAUAUAUCUGUGAUGAGGGGCGACUUGUCCAGGGUGCACCCUACCUUCCGCCCAAAUGCAGCUGAGAUAGGCUCCAGUGACUCCAAAAGGCACAAAUGGUAGGAAAUGGAUGGAUGGCUGGCAUAAUGAUAUUUUAUUUAUUUUCUUAAAUAAACAGUCAAUAAAAUCUGAGUACAAAUGAAAAUACUGCCCCACAGGUUUUGUCAUCAUUUUUGCGCUUAAGAAACUUCUCUAUGACUUUUGCACUUGUAGUCAGACCAUGUACCAAAUAAAAUUCCUUCGAGGUCGGUAAGCACAACCAGAAUUAUUCCCGUACAUAAGGCGCACUGUCGAGUUGUGAGAAAAUGAAAGGAUUUUAUGUGCGCCUUCUAGUCUGUAAAAUAUGGUCCUCCUUGUCCGUCUGUCCAGUUCUCAAUGGAGUGUGUGAAGCCCCAACUUGACACCCCCCCCCAAAAAAAAUAUUUACAUAACUUUCUAUUGGAUGAAUGUUUGUUUAAAAAAAGGAAAAGGAAGAUUAUACUGUAAGAAAAUUGUAAAAAAAAAAAAAAAAAUAAAGUUUGCAUUGCCUUUUUUCUGA
This is a messenger RNA of Nerophis ophidion (straightnose pipefish), 6291 nucleotides long. RefSeq names its product eukaryotic elongation factor 2 kinase-like. Gene Ontology annotation, molecular function: calcium ion binding; ATP binding; calmodulin binding. Gene Ontology annotation, biological process: protein phosphorylation. Bases 159 to 2351 code for a protein of 730 amino acids. Lineage: Eukaryota; Metazoa; Chordata; Actinopteri; Syngnathiformes; Syngnathidae. The record is from RefSeq and is a predicted model, not a curated record. The transcript is spliced from 19 exons.